CGACGUGCCUCUUGCUGGAACACAAGUCAUUGUCCCCUUCGGGGUGACAUACGAAAAAUUGGAACGAUACAGAGAAGAUUAGCAUGGCCCCUGCACAAGGAUGACACGCUUUCCCGGAGUGGUAGACCUACGGGUCUCAAUAUUUAUUAUUCUUUUUUGCAAAGAAUUAUCCCAGAAAAGACUUAUAUAUCACGUUACUGAGAGAAUCUGCUUGACGCUUCAGCGCUCAGCAGCCGACUUUCAUGGCACCCAAGAGAGCAAGAGAGCAAGCCCAGAGACAUGUCAAUGCUACGAAGCAGACACUUGCUUCAGAUAUAAUUACAAAACGGACGAAACGCCAUCUUGAAGAGCUUGAGCGUUCCAAUUAUACAGAGCCUUCAAUCACCUUCGACGAUACUGACGAGGGUGCCAUAACCGGGAAGAAUCGCGUCCGCCAGAUCGUUUCUGAUAAACGUCAUUUGAAUGACCCUAAUGCGAAGAAGAAAAAGUCGUCCAUGAAAGUUCGAACCGCCCUCCUAUAUCGCAAGAAUUUUGCUACCUUGAUUGAGGAAUCGCGCAUAGCAAAUCUUCCUUCCAACAUUCCAACAUAUUUAACAGGUGCUGCUCCUCCCCCUCAACUGCCCCCACGUCUUUUAUGCUCCGUGUGCGGGUACAAGGGUACAUAUAAAUGCAAAAAAUGCGCCAUGCCAUACUGCGACAUGAACUGCGAGAGCGUCCAUGCAGAAACACGUUGCGAACGUCGCGCUAUAUGAGUCUCCCUGUGCCAAUCAUAUCGUUGGCAUCUAUCAUUCGCAGUCCCCACCGCACUAUGAAAAUCUAAAUCAAUGGUCAACUUGGGCGUAAGCUGCCCUCAAAACCGAAACAUCUUC
Suillus bovinus is the source of this 869-nucleotide messenger RNA. RefSeq lists its product as uncharacterized. The record is from RefSeq and is a predicted model, not a curated record. NCBI's taxonomy places the organism in Eukaryota, Fungi, Basidiomycota, Agaricomycetes, Boletales, Suillaceae. Gene Ontology annotation, molecular function: nucleosome binding. Gene Ontology annotation, cellular component: Swr1 complex. The coding region runs from base 243 to 752 and encodes 169 amino acids. The transcript has 5 exons. Gene Ontology annotation, biological process: chromatin remodeling.